This is a messenger RNA of Terrapene triunguis (Three-toed box turtle), 2062 nucleotides long. It is a transcript of the gene SLC31A1, whose product is annotated as solute carrier family 31 member 1. Gene Ontology annotation, cellular component: membrane. The transcript is spliced from 3 exons. Gene Ontology annotation, molecular function: copper ion transmembrane transporter activity. Lineage: Eukaryota; Metazoa; Chordata; Testudines; Emydidae. The coding region runs from base 763 to 1203 and encodes 146 amino acids. Gene Ontology annotation, biological process: copper ion transmembrane transport. The record is from RefSeq and is a predicted model, not a curated record.
UCUAGUAACUUCUGUUAGUGGCCUGAAGAAGAAGCAUCCCCUCUCUCUCUCUCUCUGUUCUGUCUUUAAUUUACAUUGUCAUCUUUUUAUAACCUGAAGACAUCUGCCAGUAAGAUUCACAGAAGGGAGAAAAUCCACUAGAUCUUUUUAACACUGAAAAAUAAAAAAAAAAGAUGCAUCGCCACAGAAUUGUGCAUCUUCAGACAACACACUGGGCACACCUUAAUGAUCUACGUGGGAUCACUUUUUAAAAAGAAAUUAACAAAACAAUAAGCCCUUUAUUUAAGUUUUAUAGGUAGGGUUUGAAGGGUUAGAUUUUUAUGGAUAAAUGUUAAUCACCGUGCACACACAAACUGACAAAAAAAAUCCACUGAUGAUUGAAAUUUACAUAUAGGCAAAGUAAUAAAAAUGCUGCUGGAGAAAUUUUUAGAGUAAAAUCCAGUGACUUUUCAAUUAAAAUAGUUAGUUACAAAUGGACAAGGGACUAGUUAUAGCUGUAACUGGAGUGUGCACAGCAAUACCUAGCAGAAACACAGACCGCAGUGCUACACUAGGUUUGCGGUAGAAUGUUAUUUCAACUAUGUACUUAGUUACUGACCAGAAUGAACUGCCUCCAAGGUUAACUCUAGUUAUAUUGUAACAAAGUCCUUCCAUUUAACUUCCUUAGGACUUGUCUGUGUGUUCUGUGAAGCUCUGUCUCCCUCCCUUGGAGCUUACACAUCUUGCUGAGGUUUUAAAUGAUUUUUCUGUCUUGGCCAGGACAUGACUUUCCACUUCAGCUACAAGAACGUGCCGCUGCUGUUUUCUGGACUAGUGAUCAAUACACCUGGAGAAAUGGCUGGUGCUUUUGUCGCAGUCUUCUUCCUAGCCAUGUUUUAUGAGGGCCUCAAAAUAGCCCGGGAGAGUCUGCUCCGUAAAUCACAGGUCAGCAUUCGCUACAACUCCAUGCCUGUCCCGGGACCAAAUGGCACCACUUUGAUGGAGACGCACAAAACAGUUGGACAACAGAUGCUGAGCUUCCCUCAUCUCCUGCAGACAGUGCUGCACAUCAUACAAGUGGUGGUCAGUUACUUCCUCAUGCUGAUCUUCAUGACCUACAAUGCAUACCUCUGCAUAGCUGUGGCAGCAGGCGCAGGCACUGGCUACUUCCUCUUCAGUUGGAAAAAGGCAGUUGUUGUGGAUAUCACGGAGCACUGCCAUUAAUGCUGGACACAGAGCGAGAGCCUCUCUCUGCCCCUUCGCUCGCUCUAACUGCAGUCACCAAGAAGAUGAGGAUCAUUCCCCGGCUGACUGAGAAGCAACAUACACCAUGAAAAUCAGUGUGUGUUUUACCACCAAUGUCCUAGUCAGGACAAUGCCUGGGCAGCUCACAGGGAUUCUUGGUGUUGGGGAUUUCCCACCAAGCAGCCUGGCACCCACGCUAGAUGGACCAGCUCUUGAGGUCACACCAGAGCCACCCUUGACCACGAUUUAUGUUGUAUUUGUAGAUUUUCCCUGAUUGAAAUUAUGUAGCAAGUAGAUAUUUACAAGAUUAUUGAACUGUCCUUUUAAAGCAUUUUAUUUUUAAAGAAUAAAUGCUCAGAUCUGGGGGUUUUAUGAAUGGUCGAUAAAAGAGCUAGUAUGUGACAAUGGCUAUUUUUAAUUUUCUAAAAAAUUCUGUACUUAAUGCCUGGGGAAGGGAGGCGGGGAUGUGACUGACCUCUGGGCCAGCAAAACCCUCUGGGACAGUUUGUAGAAACUUCUGUCCACAAAAUUAGUGCUGCUGGUAAAUCACCAGAGGCCUAGUGGGUUCAGGUCUGCUCCGAGAAGUGUGCACCAUUCUUAUUAACUCCAGUGGGCAUAUUGUAUCUGGGCCAGACUGGGGCCGCUUUCAAGUCUGUUUAAUGUUGCUGGUUUUCUGCUGUAUUCUUGCUCUGCUCAGCUCUGAACAGCAGGAACAUUUCAAACUGGCCACUUCAGCUUACUGAUCAUGGAAAUGUACUCACCAUAUGCAAAUCAGCAAUUGCAUUUUUAAGUAGUAGAAAGAGACUUUAAAUAAACCAUUGAAGCCCUGUUGAUUUCA